AAGACUGGAGCUCAGCACCGGAAGUUCUCCAGCGCCACUCCGGCUGUUUGGGACUCAUGGCCGAAUACAUGCAACAAGUCAGUAGACUGUAAAUACCCCGUGUAAGAGUGACUUCCGGGUUGCAGGAUGAGAUAAGAAGUCGGAGGUGAUGAUGAUGUUGAUGUUUUUUGGUGUUCCUACGUGCAGAACAUGGCGAGACUUUCUGCUCGAAAACUUUUCGCCUUCUGUCUCUGCGCUUCUGCGUUUGUUUUCCUCCUCAUUACACUGCAGGUGGUGGAGGAGCUGGGCCAGUUUGAGAAAGCAUUGCACACACGCCCCCUAAAGGACAGAGACGGGUUAACACAGAUCCAGGCUUUCCCGGAGAGUCCUGUGCUCACUGAUGACAGAGUAUCUCCAGGCUUUGCUUCUGGUUUCCCAGUUAUUGUCUGGUGGUCUCCUCUAACAGGAGAGCCGGGCCGGCUUGGGGAGUGCGGACACAACAGAUGUUUUUUCACCAUUAACAAGUCAUACCAUUCUCAUCCUUCGACACAGGCCUUCCUGUUUUAUGGUACGGACUUCAGCGUAGAAAGUCUCCCUUUACCAAGAAAGCAACAUCAACACUGGGCUCUUUUCCACGAGGAGUCACCUAAGAACAACUACAAGCUCUUCCACAAACCCGUCAUCACCCUAUUCAACCACACAGCCACCUUUAGCCACCAUUCCCACCUCCCCCUCACCACGCAACACCUGGAGAGCCUCCAUGCGCUCACCUCCCACAAGUUCCUGCUCCCUCUGGCCCAGAAGAACCAGCUGAGGCACACUCUGGCUCCCGUGGUGUACGUCCAGUCGGACUGUGACCCACCGUCGGAUCGCGAUGUCUAUGUGCAGGAGCUCAUGAAGCACAUCCCAGUCGACUCCUAUGGCGAGUGCCUGCACAACAAGGACCUCCCCUUCCACUUGAGGGACUCCUCUGCCAUGGAUGAGGAGAGCUUCUAUCAGAUCUUAGCCCAGUAUAAGUUCAUCCUAGCGUUCGAAAAUGCCAUUUGUGAUGACUACAUCACGGAGAAGUUGUGGCGGCCGCUCAAGCUCGGCGUGGUCCCUGUGUACUACGGAGCCCCUAAUGUUCAAAUUUGGCUUCCCAGUAACAGAAGUGCAAUUGUGGUGGACCCAAAGCAGUCUCCAAAGGAACUAGCGCUGUAUCUAAAGAGUCUGGACAAAAAUGACCAGGAGUAUUUGACGUACCUUGACUGGAAGAUGAAACGUGAGGUAUCAAAUCAGAUACUUUUUAAAGAACUGAAGGAGCGUCAGUGGGGGGUGCAGGACGUUACUCAGGAGAACUUUAUUGAUGUGUUCGAGUGCAUGGUGUGCAACCGGGUGUGGGAGAACAACAACAGACAAAAUGAGGGUUUGGCCCCCAGAGUGUGGCAGGCUGAAGAACAUCAUCUCACAUGCCCACCUCCAAAGCUGUUCGACUUCGCUGUAAAUCCUUCGAACGGCUCUUCUCUGCGCCACAUCUGGAGAGCCAGUUAUGAUCAGUCAGUGAGAGAAGCCAGAGCUCUGAGACGGUUAGUGCUGAGGAACAGGAACUUCUCAGCUACACAGUUCUGGAGAGAGGUGUUUACUGACUGAGCUCCUGAAGAAAUGUGAAAAAAGGGGAGAAAAUUCCAUGUUUUUGUGUUAUUCAUUAAAAUAUCAUAGCACAUGUCCUGUUCCGAUCAGAUGAGCAGCAACACUUUUCUAUAACGGUAAGGUUUCUAAAUAUACCAUUUAUCUGGGCAUUUUAAAGCAAACUGAGAUACAUAGAAGAUUUAAGGGCUCAAGUUGCAGUAGUCUUGCUUAAAUCAGUCUCGGACCCACAGAGACAAUUAAGCUGCCUCGGGAAAGAUGAGCCGUGCUCUCUUGUGGAAUUGGCACAAAAUAAGUUUACAAAUUUAGCAUGGGGAGAAAAGCCACCCGAGGUGAAACCGAUAGAAAUCAAUACUGUCCGUAUGCUGCUGAACGCUCACGUCUCCACAAAUAGAGCAUAGGAUCUGUAGUUAGAGUGCUAUAUUUGUGUUUUAAAACCGUUUAGCAUCUCUUGAGAUAUCAGUCCCCGAUAUUAGGGGGUGGGUGGAGUGGGGGUUGUUCGGUAUUGGGGCCGUUUGCCUUGUGGUACUAAAUAAGCUUUUGUAUCUAUAUGUGUUCUAUAUAUACUUCGUGUGUCAUAAGGUGAGCAAUUAAAUUUAGAGCCCUCUUCACCCUCCAGAAAAGGCCAGCCAUAAUAUACAGCACUGUCCUGAACAUCAUGUGACUUCAACAAUAUACUGAACCCUCCACCAUGUUCUUAUUACUCAGCACAAAGACUAAGAAAUAUUUAUUUUUUAUUUUUGGUCAUCUUAAACAAAGUGCUGAAACUAAAUUCAGUAAUAUUACAUUUGUAUUGAAAGAAGUAUUUACAUAAAGCACCUUUGUCAGUACUGUUGUAAUAAUAAACAUGUAAUGAAUAGGUGGAAAAUGCAGUAAACAUUUUGUUUAUCCUGUAUAUUUUAAUUUGACUAGUCUUUUGUUCAAACAAGACAAAUCCAAUUAAAGGAAAAUAUGAUAA
This is a messenger RNA of Silurus meridionalis, 2563 nucleotides long. RefSeq names its product fucosyltransferase 10 (gene pofut3). Gene Ontology annotation, cellular component: Golgi membrane. The transcript is spliced from 4 exons. The record is from RefSeq and is a predicted model, not a curated record. Gene Ontology annotation, molecular function: alpha-(1->3)-fucosyltransferase activity. NCBI's taxonomy places the organism in Eukaryota, Metazoa, Chordata, Actinopteri, Siluriformes, Siluridae. The coding region runs from base 190 to 1608 and encodes 472 amino acids.